This is a messenger RNA of Cordyceps militaris CM01, 1725 nucleotides long. RefSeq names its product Regulator of G protein signaling superfamily. NCBI's taxonomy places the organism in Eukaryota, Fungi, Ascomycota, Sordariomycetes, Hypocreales, Cordycipitaceae. Bases 1 to 1725 code for a protein of 574 amino acids. The record is from RefSeq and is a predicted model, not a curated record. The transcript is spliced from 6 exons.
AUGGUGAAAGCAAUACCUGCAGGCGAUGGCAAGGCGGUCUAUUGGCGCUGCGGCUGGCUUGCUUGCUUGCCUCGCACGUCUGUGCAGGUCUCAUCCGGCCAAUCAUCCAAUCCAUGCACUUUGCGUCAGCAUGGUGUCGCGGCGGCUCGACCUGGCAGCGGACUGGCCAGAGGUGACCAGGGCAGGCGUUCUAGAAACAACGUCGGUGGCGCUCUGAAAGCCGUCGGCCGGUACAUCUCAAGGCUCAAGGACACGACCUUGUUUCUCUGGGACCCAGAGAUCCCAGCAGCCCAGCCCGGCGCCACUGACCAGGGAGGCAAAGAGGGCCCCGGCGGCCUGAGAGGAGGGACCCAGAGGAAGCUGCACCAGUUGUUCUUCACCACACCAUUCGAAUACCAUCGCCUCCCCGCUUCCGCCAUCAUUUCCAAUCCUGCCUGGCACAAACACACAAACACCACCACGCACCCCAAUUCUCUGCUCUCCUCGACCCUGCAUUCCAACAACUCGGUGUCCUUUCGCCAUUCUCAUACCUCCAUCCGACCCGACUUGAUUCUCUCAACAUCCGUUACCGGUAUUCUGGUCCAGACAUCUUGGUCACACUAUUCCGUGCACCCGUACGCCCUCGUUUCUCGCGCCCCGUCUGUUCGCAAAUCUAGCGUAUCUUUCUUUCCGCUUGCCGUUACAACUUACACAACACUCGACCUUGCUCUUCCACGCUCUCACCGCGGCCUCUGUUGCGUCCCCAAGCGAGUCGCUCCCAAUAGCCUCCCUUGGUUUGUCGCAAUCACUGACAUGGUUAGCCUGAUGGUAGACUUGACUCCCAGUCCUACUGAAUUAUCCCCGCGACCAUCUUCCGCCUUCGAAGACUUUUUCGAAAUCGACACAUGCUCGCGCCCUACCAGCGAGCUUUUUACCUCACGUCCAGGUUCUCCCAGAUACAUCAUGGCGGCUCAUCAGCCCCCGACCCUGCGGGAGAUUCUUCACGACAUCUCGCCUCCUCCUUACACUCUUGCUGCCUUCAUGGCCUAUCUAUCUCAAAACCACUGCAUGGAGACGCUUGAAUUCACUCUCGAUGCUCAGCGCUACUCCAACUUCUACCAAGAUCUCGCCUCCGAGGCUGAAUCCGUCACCACCGCCAACGCCCGCCUCUCUGCCCUUUGGCAAAAGCUCAUGCAGGUGUACAUUGUCCCUUGCGCUCCUCGUGAGGUCAACAUCCCCUCGCGUGUCCGCGAUCGCCUUCUCAUGACCCAUUAUAACCCUGUUCCCCCCCAUCCUUCUGUUCUCGACGACGCCGGCCGCAUCAUUUAUGAGCUCAUGAAUGACUCGCUUCUGGUUCCCUUUCUCGAAUCCGUCGCCCCGCUGCACAUCGAGCAUGGUGAGGAGCAGCUUCGCUCCCCUCGGUCUCACACAACCACCAGGAGCCGAACCAGCCAGAGUCUCGAGUUCGAAGGCCUCACCGACGACAGCGAGGGCAACUCUCCCGCCACCAGCGAGCCCAUGACCCCUCCGACGACUCCGCCUACCACCUCAGACUGGGCGUUCAACUCAUCUCCUGGCGGUCUGCAGCGUGCUGUUGCUGCGCACAACAAGGGCUGGAAAAAGAUGGGCGAAAAGCUGGGCUUUACUCGCAAGGCUUCUAGCCGACGGCCUAAUGCCGCCACGUCCUCCUCCUCCUCCUCUGGCGUCGCCAGCCGUCGCGGCAGCGGCAACAGUACCACCUUAUGA